UGACUUUUUAUUCUCAAAAGAGAUCAAAAUGGCGUCCACUGGUGGGAGUGUAUUUGCGAGGGCUAGAUCUGGUUCAUCAAAGUUACAAACGCAGUAUGAUGCUGAUGGAAAUGAGAUUGAGUUUGAUGUACGAGAAGAUGAGGAACAGAAUGUCAAACUUGGUCAAAUUAUUGAUUUGUUAUUGGCUGCUGGGUAUUUCCGUGCAAGGAUCAAAGGGUUGUCUCCCUUUGAUAAGGUCGUUGGUGGAAUGACAUGGUGUAUUACAACCUGCAGUAUUGACAUUGAUAUCGACCUGCUGUUUCAGGAGAACUCUACAAUUGGACAAAAAAUUGAGCUGACGGAGAAGAUUGUAGGAGUGCUACCAAAAAUGAGGUGCCCUCAUCGGAUUGAGCCCCAUCAGAUCCAAGGUCUCGAUUUCAUCCACAUCUAUCCAGUAGUACAGUGGCUUGUGAAGAAGGCUAUUGAGACUAGAGAAGAAAUGGGUGAUUACAUAAGAUCAUUUUCAGUAUCACAGUUCAGCAAAAACCACAAAACACCAGAGGACGUAGCUUUUGAUGCAAACAAGGAUAAGGCUGCUUCAACAGUUGCUGGUGUCAAGGAUGUAUACAAGCCACAGCGUCGUUACAAGCGUCAGGACGUAGACAAGCUCCGAGAUGAAGAGACCCGGGUACACUCUACGUUACUAGAAUAUGGGAGGCGAUAUGGCAUAAGCAAAUCUGACCAUGCUGAACAGGAUACAGGGAAAUCUUCCAAGAAAGCUGCUGCUGCUGCUGCAGGUGUUGCUGGGAAACAGGCAGAGCCCUCUGAGGAAGAACUUCAAGAACAGGAGGAGAAACGAAUUCAGAUGCUUAUGUCAGGAAUGUCUGCAAUGGGAUUACAAGAGGGCAAAUUAACUGCGAGUGCGGUUGGUUCCAUCGUUGGCAUGCAGUCAGCAGAAAUUCAGCAGAUCGCAUCAGAGUAUGCCGAAAAACAAGCUGAGAUUGAACAGAUUGAGAAGACGGAGCGUGUGGGUGGGGCACAACAACACAAACGUGUCACUGGUGCACUUACCAAACAAAUCCAACAGCAGAACUCUCGCCUGGAGGAGGUGAUGACUAAACAUGCUGAACUACACAAAGUUUACCUGGAAACCCAGGAAAAACUCAAACAGGCACAAUCUCGCAGUGAGAAAAUUGAUACAGAAAUGGAGAAACUCGGUGCAACAGAAACAGACGAAAAUCAAAGUGUUUUGCAGAGGCUUAGGUCACUGGUAGCCAUGAAUGAAAAUCUAAAGAAGCAGGAACAGGAUUUCAAAGCACAUUGCAAGGAGGAAAUGACUCGCUUGAAAGGACAGAUUGAGGAAUUGAGGGCACAGACAUCUGAGGAUGACAGUGGGGAUAAGGAGAGAGCCAGCCUGAUAGACAAGCAGUAUACUGCAGACAAAGAAAAACUACACAAGAUUCGGCUUUUACUGGCGAGGAAGACUCGAGAGAUUGCUGUCCUUCAGAGGAAAAUAGACGAGGUCCCCUCUCGGGCAGAAAUGAGUCAGUACCAGAGACGAUUUGUUGAGCUUUACCAUCAAAUUUCCUCCACACACAAGGAGACAAAACAGUUUUACACCCUGUAUAAUACACUGGACGAUACCAAACUUUACCUCAACAAGGAAGUGAACUUACUGAAUUCAAUUCAUGACAGCUUUGGACAGGCAAUGGCAUCUCCUGGAGCUAAGGAACAAUUCCUGAAACAAUUUGAACAGAUCGUGGAUGGUGUAAAAACAAACAAGGCAAAGGUAGAGAAACGUAAACAGGAAGAGAAAAUGAAAAGAGACAGACUUAACGAUGACUAUCUGGAUCUGAUAGAGAAGCAGCGUCUGUACUUCAAAACCGUCAAAGACUUCAAAGAGGAAUGUCGGAGGAACGAAGUAUUGUUGUCCAAGCAGAGAAAGUGAGACGGGACGCUAUAACUUUGGAUCAACUACUGUGUUGAAGCAGAACUUUUAUUUAUCUUAUAGAUAUAUAUUUUGGUCGAUAUAAACAUUUAUGGUGUUUAAUGCCAAAAUCAACAAAUAAAAAAACCAAUAUCAGUUA
Mizuhopecten yessoensis (Yesso scallop) is the source of this 2066-nucleotide messenger RNA. Its product is annotated as coiled-coil domain-containing protein 93-like. Bases 29 to 1927 code for a protein of 632 amino acids. The record is from RefSeq and is a predicted model, not a curated record. NCBI's taxonomy places the organism in Eukaryota, Metazoa, Mollusca, Bivalvia, Pectinida, Pectinidae. The transcript is spliced from 22 exons. Gene Ontology annotation, biological process: Golgi to plasma membrane transport.